Cyphomyrmex costatus is the source of this 1336-nucleotide messenger RNA. Its product is annotated as putative nuclease HARBI1. Lineage: Eukaryota; Metazoa; Arthropoda; Insecta; Hymenoptera; Formicidae. The record is from RefSeq and is a predicted model, not a curated record. The transcript is spliced from 3 exons. Bases 1 to 1326 code for a protein of 441 amino acids.
AUGUCACAAUCAGAAAAAUGUUAUAAUUGGAUAACGGAAUGUGCAAAAAUUAUAAAUAAUUAUAAUAUCAGAGAAAGGAGAAGAAGAUUAGCGAUAUCGGCAGUUAUUUUUGAUUUGGUAGAAAAAAAGGAUCGACCUUAUACUAGAAAACGGUUUUGGAUUAAUCCAUUGUUUCAAAUGAGAUGCAAACAUGGAUUUGAUAAUGCAAUUUUACCAACAGUUUCACAGCAAAUAAGUACAUUUAGAAAUUACUUUCGUAUGAAUUCAAUUCAACUUGAAGAGUUAUUAUGCAAAGUAGCACCUUUAAUCACAAAACAAGUAUUAAUUCAUCAAGAACCAAUAUCUGCCAGUGAAAGAUUAUGCAUGACAUUAAGGUUUCUUGCUUCUGGAGAUUCAAUGACUUCCAUGAGCUAUCAAUAUCUCUUCGAAUUAACCACAGUUAGCAAUAUUAUUUCAGAAACUUGUGAUGCAUUGUGGUCUGUUCUUUCUAAACAUGUUCUUCCAUAUCCUUUUACAAAAGAGAAAUGGUUAAAUAUUUCUAAAGAAUUUGAAGAGAUAUGGAAUUUCAACCAUUGUAUAGGAGCUAUUGAUGGUAAACAUGUUGUUAUUCAAUGUCCUGAAAAUGCAGGAUCAUCAUAUUUUAAUUAUAAAAACAGUCAUAGUUUUGUUUUGCUUGCUGUUUGUGAUGCAAAAUAUAUUUUUACUUUUGUGGAUAUUGGAGCCUAUGGACGUCGCGGCGAUGGUGGAAUAUUUAGAGACUCCUUUCUUGGCCAAAAAUUCAGAACCAAUGAAAUGAAUGUACCUGAUCCAAAAUCAUUUUAUUUCGAAGGAAACUCUAUGCCUUACGUGCUAGUUGGAGAUGAAGCUUUUCCACUUACUGAGUAUUUAAUGAGGCCUUUCCCAGGGAAACAAGGUUUGAAUCAGGACAAAAUUAUUUACAAUUAUCGUCUUAGUCGAGCAAGGAGUACCAUUGAAAAUGCUUUUGGCAUUUUAUCAAGUCAAUGGAGAAUUUUAAGAAGACCAAUAAAUUGUUCAAUUGAAACAGCAAUGAAAAUUGUACAAACCAUUGUGUGUCUUCAUAAUUAUAUUCGUAUACAAGAUAUUGGAGUCAAUGAAUAUAUCACUGAAAACAUGGUUGAUCGAGAUGGUUGCGAUGGUUUAAUAGAAGGUUCUUGGAGGAGAAAUAUAGACAUUAAUUCUGCUUUUCGAGAUAUAAGAAGGUGUAGUACAAAUAACAGUACUCGGAAAGCUGCAAGAAUUCGAGAGGAUUUUUGUGAAUAUUUUAAUAGCGAGGGAGCGAUACCUUGGCAAUUUCAACACUGCUGAUUAACUAUGG